This is a messenger RNA of Colletotrichum chrysophilum, 1593 nucleotides long. RefSeq lists its product as uncharacterized. Gene Ontology annotation, cellular component: growing cell tip; plasma membrane; cell division site. Lineage: Eukaryota; Fungi; Ascomycota; Sordariomycetes; Glomerellales; Glomerellaceae. The record is from RefSeq and is a predicted model, not a curated record. Bases 1 to 1593 code for a protein of 530 amino acids. The transcript is spliced from 3 exons.
AUGUUGCGGCCGGCAACCCCCAUGUCGCUGCUGCUGCUAGCGGCCUUCGCCCUGAUGCUGCUGUCAACUCUGUCGACCCCCAUCAUCAAGGCUAUCCCGCUCGGCAGCUUUCAGGGCGUCAACUUUGGAGUUUUCGGCGUUUGCAAGGCCGACGGCUCAUGCACCGGCAUCGAAAUCGGAUAUGACACUUCUGGACUGUUUCAAAAGUCGGGCGCCUUUGACCUCCCGGACUCGGCCCGAAACACUCUUUCCGCCAUUCUGAUCGUGCAUCCUAUCGCCGCCCUGACGACACUCAUCAUGUUCAUCAUGGCUGCCGUCGCUCACCUUCACUCACCAUCUCACUCCGCUCGCUACCUUCUCGUUGUCUUCAUCUUCUCCUUCAUCGACUUUCUCAUCUGCCUCUUGGCCUUCCUCGUCGAUGUCCUCCUCUUCGUGCCUCACAUGGCCUGGGGCUCCUACAUCGUUCUUGCCGCCACUAUACUGGUGGGCAUGAGCGGCUUGGUCUCCUGCGCCAUGCGGCGUAUGCUGGUCACCAGGAAAGCGAGAAAGAAGAGGAUCGCCGAAAAUGCUGAAAUGAGUGGUGAGAACUAUUACAAUCGCGAAGCUCAAACCAAGACCGCCACUUCUGUUGCUUCUCAGCCGACUGUUCCCGUCGUCACUGGUGGAAACGGCAUCGACAAAAUGCCCACCUUUGCGUCUUUCGAUUCACAGAAGAAGGACGACCAAGUCAGCGAUGAGCGAAUUCCUCUCACAGCCCGGAGCCCGGUCGACAGGAACCAGGGCAACAUGAUGGGCGUUGAUGGUUACGCCAACGCUCCCCCCUCAAGAUCCGGCUCUGCUCCCCCUAUCAACAGAGAUCCUUACGGAAACCCCAUGCCUGGACCCGAUGGCUACGGUCCUAGAAGAGGGCCUUCGCAAGAACGUAUGCGGGGCAGAGGUGGUAUGCCUCCUGGAGGACCCAGAGGACGCGGCGGAGGCAGAGGCGGAUACAAUGGCUACGGCCCUCCGCCUGGAAGAGGUGGCUACGGGCCCCCGGGACGCGGAGGCUACGGCCCUCCUCCGGGUGGUAGGGGUGGGUACGGACCACCGCCCCGUGGAGGCUACGGCCCUGGUGGCAUGAGAGGCGGACGACCUCCCCCACCAGGCUACCAGAAUAAUGCAGGACCUUACGACCGGAGACCUAGCCCGGCCAAUGCUUAUGGCGCCCCCGCUCCCGGUCCUUACGGACGCAGCGGUUCAGAAUCGGCGCCAAGCUACACUGCGACCAACACAAACCCAUCUCUCCCGAGUAUCCCCCAACAACAAGGAUAUGAGGCAUACAACCCUGAUCGGAACAGCCUACCGAGGGCUGAGUCACCCCCGCCUCUGCCUGGCGACGCGCCAGCCCCGAUGGUUGGCCAAGCUGUCGAGAUGGACGCGAGAACAGGCAGCCCUGCCCAGCCGCCUCCGGGCUUCGGGCAGUUCAGAGAUAGUGAUGCUGACAUUGCCGGCAUGGUCGGACUGCAACAAGGCGGUGGUAACAGGUCUAAUCCUCAGAGGCAUGACACCUACAUGACCCCCAUCAAGAAACGCCUCCCCGCUCUCGCGUGCUGA